Messenger RNA from Moneuplotes crassus, 2586 nucleotides. The record is from the annotation of a GenBank genome assembly. Lineage: Eukaryota; Ciliophora; Spirotrichea; Euplotida; Euplotidae.
AUGGCUCCAGCAAAUACAAAAAGGGAUGAUGAAAAAUCUGCCAGUAUUAAGAAGAAAUCUCAAAUCACUGAAUCCGAGAUCACGAGAAUGCAUUGGUGCGGAGAAUCCACCAACAUUAUUUUGGGUCAAACCAUUAAAGGACAGAUCUAUAGGUCAGUCGAUAGAGGAGAGACCUGGGAAUUUAAACACGAUUAUGAGAAGCUUGAUGGUGCUGGUCAGCUUGAUAAGAAGAACGUAAAGAAAGCAACCAAAAUUGCAGAUAUUGUCGAAUCUCCUGUUGAUUCAAAUCUUGUUUUCCUCAUUGGUGCAUCUGGUGUUAACUGGGUAAGUGAAGAUUGUGGAGCCAACUUCAAGCCUCUAAAUAAUGGAAGGAAGAUCAGCCAGCUAAAAUUCCAUCCAACUCAAAGGAACUGGGCUAUGGCAUCAAUCUUUACUUCUUGCGAAGAUUUUGAUGAAGACGAUGAACCUUGCAAAAUUUAUCGUGAAGUGUACUAUACACAAGAUCUCGGCGAACAUUGGAACUUUCUGAAAGAUUAUGUACUAGAAUUUGAAUGGGGUAAAGGAAGUGCCGAUGACCAAGUUCCAGAGGAACUUAUAUUCCUCAUGGUUCAGAAAAACACAGUUGGUCACCUUGAUCCAGAUACUUGGGCUUCAGGAAACACUCUCAUUAGUUCCACUGAUUUCUUUAGAACUUCAAGAACAGUUGUGAAAGGAGCUAAUAGAUUCGCAAUGAUGACAGAGUAUAUUUAUGUAGCAAGGGCCCUUAAGAAUGGAGAGAUUGAUCUUGUAAUGUCUGAGAGAGCCAACAAAUUUGCUACCUUUCAUAAGGUUAAAUUCCCGAACAAAAAUACAUAUAAGUCUUUCGAAUACAAUCUUAUGGAAUCAUGGAGUGGAGCAGUCUUCUUAUUUAUCAACCUUCACACAGGAAGUGGAGUUCAAUAUGGAAAUGUGUACAUGUCAGAUGCUUCUGGAAAAGGAUUCUCUUUGACUCUUGCCAGAGUCCCAUUAGGCACAUCAGGUUAUGCAGAUAUAGAAGAAGUGAACUCUGUUGAAGGAGUAAUUAUUGCAAAUAAAUACUCUAAAUCUGCAAUUACUAAGAUGAACAAAGAUACUAUGAAUAGUGCAGAGAGCACAGGUGUGCUUAAGAAACUUAAGAAUAAGGCAGCUGCAUCAACUAAGAACGGAAAUAAAGUUAACUCAGACCCACAGGAAAUGGCACAAGCAAUUAGAGAUGCUAAGACUGAAAUGGCAACCAAGAAAAAUCCUGAAAUACCAAUUAAAACCUAUAUUUCCCUUAAUCGUGGUGGAAACUGGCAACUUUUGAAUGCUCCCGAGCAAACUGCAAAAGGAAAGAAAAUCAACUGUAAAGCAGCUAAAGGAUGUUCAUUGCAUUUACAUAGUUACAGUAGCCCUAACUUUCCAGUUCCAUACGCUCAUAACAACGCUGUCGGACUAAUAAUGGGAGUAGGUAACUUGGGAACCCAGCUUAAGUACGAUAUGGAAGAAGUCAACACAUACCUUUCAAGAGAUGGAGGACUAACUUGGCUUGAAAUUAUGAAUGGACCCCACAUCCUUGAAUUUGGUGAUCACGGUGGUAUUAUAGUGAUGGCUCCCCUAUACAAGCCAACUAAGACAGUUCUCUACUCUUGGAAUGAAGGAAAAACUUGGGUUGAGUAUAAAAUUUCAAAUACUCUUUUGAAUAUUGAUGCUAUCGAGGUUGAACCAACUUCUAAAGCUAUGCACUUCGUUCUUUCUGCAAGAAGAGCAAAGACUUCAAAGAGCAAGGGAGUUAUUUUCACCAUUGAUUUCACUGACCUCCAUCAGCCAUCUUGCCAAGGUGUCACCAAUCCAGAUACUAAAGACUCUGAUUAUGAGACUUGGACUCCUUAUGAUGGUAGGCAUGGGGAUAAAUGCUUCCUUGGAAGAAAGAUUACUUAUGUUAGAAGAAAGAGAGACAGUGAAUGCUACAACCCAGAAGAGAAAGAAGCUGUACUCUUCCAGGAAAACUGCCCAUGCACAGAAAAUGACUUUGAAUGUGAUUUUGGAUACAAGAGAACUGAAAGUGGUCAAUGUGAAGCAGCCAAAAGUAAAACUUAUGAACCUCCAGAGGAUUGCAGUGGAUAUUAUUCUAUUUCUAAAGGAUAUAGAAGAAUUCCAGGAAACACUUGUGACGGUGGUGGUGAAUACGACCCAAUCCAAAUCGCAUGUCCUGGCACAUGGUCUAUAUUCUCCAUCAGAACUUUAAUUAUACUUUUCCUAAUAGGAGUAGCCUACUAUGUAGUUGCCGAAUCUGAAUGGUUUGUAUUAGUAGUUGAUUGGAUUAAUGAUAAAUACUCAGCAAUUAUGAGUAAAAACAAUGAUCCCUACAAAUACUCUAAAGAGCUUGGCCAUAACCCAGACACUGCAGGAGACUCAGAUGACGACGAGAAGAUUGUCUCAAAAGAAGACCCAAGCUCAUCAAUAAACCAAAGAGGAAGAGCUGAUAUAGAGAUGAAAGAAGAUGUUAAAGACAGCCAGAACCUGAUCGAUAUUAACAAAUACCAAGACUCUGACGAGGAUGACGACAAGCAAAAGAUUAUCCAAUAG